This is a messenger RNA of Cynara cardunculus var. scolymus (artichoke), 1932 nucleotides long. RefSeq lists its product as uncharacterized. Lineage: Eukaryota; Viridiplantae; Streptophyta; Magnoliopsida; Asterales; Asteraceae. Bases 282 to 1661 code for a protein of 459 amino acids. The transcript has 5 exons. The record is from RefSeq and is a predicted model, not a curated record.
CGUCACCAAUCCAUUAGCGCAGACCGAGGGAAAAAGGGUAAAAUGCCGAUAGCCGUACAGACGAAGCCAAAAGGAAAUUGGGAAGAAAGCAAAACGAAACAGUUGACGAUCGGACGUGGGGAGGCGGAGGAGGCUCACGGCCACAACCCACGGACGACGAACUUCAAUUUCAACUGCGGACCACCCUAAUUGGUCCUCCACUUUAUUGUGCAAGCACAGACAGGAGAGGUAGUGCAUUAUUCUCAUAUAUGAGAGUUUUUGAAAGUUAGAGCGACGUGAAGAUGUCUUGGAGGAGAGCCAAAACUUCUGGAUGGGCUGCAUUUGACCCUAAGAAGCAACAAAAAGAAGUCAUUGAUCAUGAAACACACAAUCACCCAUACCCACUUAUCUCAAGCAAUAUUAGUACAUGGGAUCAUUGCCAAAAUCGUUCAAGAAAUGGUGAUCUCGUUGGGAGAUCCUUCUCCUCAGUGCUAGCUCACUCGGCAAGUGUUCCAAACAUGAUGGCCAGCGAAAAUAAUCAUAGCCCUUUAUAUGUUGCUAAUAUUCAAAAUGUUCCAAGUUUAGUAGCAGUUAGGGAUGUUCCACAGGUACAUGCUCACACAUUAUUGGAAAAUAGCCAGAGUGAAAGGAUGACUGCCAAAUAUAUAGAAAAUGAUGUCUCUCAAAUUUAUGAGAAGCUGAAGGACCUUCAUCCUUGGGCUAACGAGAACUUAGUAGAGGAUAUAGUGACAGCUGUAGAUAAUGAUAUUGACAAAGCCUCGGAUCUACUAAGAGAGAUGGCUUCUCCUGGUAGGUUGCUGGAAAAGAAGGAAACAGAGUUUGAGGAUAAUAUGGAGGACGUUUAUCUUGAUAGUUCUAGGCUAGAAAAUACAGAUGUACAUAUAGGAGAGACCACAAACUUUCCAGAAUCAGCCCAGGUCUCUCAGAGUAGUCUUGCUAUUAAGAAUGACGAACCCUCAGAUGAUCAUACUUCUGGGAAGGUGUUCCUUCAUGAUAAUGCACCGCCAGGGCUUAUCAUGGAUAGAUUGAAUAUGGUUCCAGUGGAGCCUGAAUGGGAAGAUGAUGAUAUGUACCUAAUGCAUCGAAAAGAGGCAAUCAGGGCAAUGAGGUUAGCCUCUCGGCACUCAAAAGCAGCCACUGAGGCCUAUCUAAGAAGAGAUCAUGCUGCUGUACAAGAAUUUUCUGCGAAGGCUCGAGAAGAAUGGAGGACUUCUGAAAAACUUAAUGCAAAGGCAGCGAAGGAAAUUCUAGCCAUCAGGAACUGUAAAAAUGAUGAUUGGAAAUUGGACUUGCAUGGGCUUCAUGCCGCAGAAGCAGUGCAAGUUUUGCUAGAGCACUUACUGAAGAUAGAGUCUCAAGUAUCAGGGACUCGUUCUAAAAAACCUGAUAAAACCAAUCUCAACGUUUUCUCUACACAGGCCGCAUCUCUCAAGUCUGUCAAUCCAAAAACAGAGAAGUUAGAUGCACAACAAGCAUCAAGGCCAAGAUUGUUAGAGGUCAUUACAGGGAAAGGUAGUCACAGCCGAGGAGAAGCUGCGCUCCCGGUAGCAAUAAAAAACUUCCUCAGUGAAAAAGGGUAUUAUUACUAUGAGGCAAGGAUUGGGGUUAUAACGGUGCAACCUAAAUUCCGUCAACUAUCAACUGCUCUAUCCAAGAGAUAGUAGCCUCAGCGACUCGAUGGGAUACUUAUCAACUUUAGGAUGUGUUUAAAUUUUAUGAUUUUCUGAUUAAAUUGUUAAAAUAUAGUAAGUUAUAAUACACACCAAAAUAAUCAGUGCAAGUAAUUCAUAUUCAUGUAAAGUAGCAGGGAUGACAUUAGAAAGUCAAAUCCUCGCUCAUGGAUUACAUCUACAUCUGUGGAACUCCUUGGUUGCAAACCUGGCAAUAUAUCUUCAUCUCAAUUUAUGUAUAGUAUUAUAAUGACCACUUUCA